Polistes dominula (European paper wasp) is the source of this 1624-nucleotide messenger RNA. Its product is annotated as MAPK regulated corepressor interacting protein 2. Lineage: Eukaryota; Metazoa; Arthropoda; Insecta; Hymenoptera; Vespidae. The record is from RefSeq and is a predicted model, not a curated record.
AUAUUGUCUAUCAUUAAUUAGAAUAGUUAUCGUCAAAUGUUAAAUCAAACAUUAACAUCAGAUUUAUUGUAAUAAUAGUUAACAAUCAAAAAUAUAAGUAGUAUCGAUACACGAAAAUUGUUACGUUAUCGAUACUUAAGUACGCAAUUCGAUUAUUUACGAGUGUAGUUCUUCGAUGGUUAUACUUUAGAAAGAUAUGCGAGAUGAGGUCACGUGGUUUAUCUAUCAUGCAUUUGUUCAGUUCAAUCUGAACGUUUGAUCAAUUCGUUUGCUAGUUUUUACAUGUCUUGUUUGCUUGAAUAAUCUAUUUCGAAAUAUAAGAAAAAAAAUUUUCGAAUGAUCUUUCAUUAUAACGGUGAAGAUAGAUCAUUACAGUACUUAUUUCUAACGGAACAUGUAUACCGUAUCUAAAGGGCCUAGUAAAAUUGUAGCGAAGACUCGUAGAGGAAUCAGUCAGAAUCUAGAGAGAUUAGAAACUCUUCGUGAUCUAACAAGAAAGGCAGUUCCUGAAACUGAACAUGAAACCACCCGUCAUGUGCCAAAGCCAGUCUUUCACAUCAAUGGGAAGUCAAAGUUCAACUCACAGAGGCAUCAGAUGCAAGAAGUUAUAACACCACAGCAUGAAGAACUUAUUAAAUUUGUUUAUGAAUCAUGGAACCAAGUUAACACAAGACAAAGAAGUGAAUCCUUGGACGGAUCAUCAGAUUGCUCAGAACUUUCCAGUCCGAGUUCUAUAGUAUAUUAUAAUGAUGGAGAACCAAAUGAUAUUCUUCAAGAUUUCAAACCUUUUGACCUAGAAUCUUGGUGGGGUAAACGGUUAUUCAAUAAUAUCACAAAUUCGCUCUGAAAUACAAGAGGAUCGAAGAAUAUUCCAUAUUGAAGAAUUUAUUGGAUGUAGUAUGGCCAAUAUUAGCCAGUGCAACAAAUUAGCAAGAAUUACGUUUUAAAGACACUUUAAUCAUGGAUGGAUCUGAACUUUAAACAGUGUUAAGCUAUUGAGACAUUAAAAUGGACUCAUUAGAUUUUGUGCAACCAAAUUUUCCACCAUUACUAUUUCAUUGGCAUCGUAUUUUAGCAGGCCAGUCGUAAUACGUAAUGCAAUUUUGCACGAAAUAAUAUAGAAAUAAUAUUCUAUCAAGUGCUUCAAAAAUAUUAGAUUUUUACUCAAUAAAAUGAAAUAAAUAAGUGCUAUCCAAUAUAAAAAAAAAAGCGCUAGUUUUUGAUCUUUCAUUUUGUUAAUAGUAUAUGCAUUUGUGUUUACCUAUUAUAUUAUUAUGAAAUAUUAUAUUAUAUAUAUAUAUAUCAUAAUGACAUAUAAAAGGAUAGACACAUGACAUCAUUGCAUACAUAUUACAAUUUGCACAGUUUUAAUGAAAAAUGUGCUUGAGAACGUGCAAAAUCCUUUUUAACUAAAAAGAAAGAGUUGCAGUCUGAGUAGACAAUAACUAAACUGUAAUGCAAUGCAAAAUGCAGUUAUUAUUAUUCACUUCGUUAUCAAGAAAUAUUAAAUUUCCUUUAGGCUUUUAAUACAUGAUUAAAAUUGAGAAUGCGAUUAACAACUGCAUACCAAAUAGGGCUAAAGAAUUAUGUGUAAAUGAACCCUGAGUGGUAUGAAUGUUGCAUG